CCUCCACUCCACUCCUCUCCUCUCACACCGCCCCUCACUCCCGUCUGCACCGUCAAUGUCUCCACGCCUCACCGUCUACUGAACUGUAGCCCGGCGAGAGGAAAUGAGGCAAAUUGGUUUAUAUACUCCAGAGUUAGGAAAAGUAAAAGUUUCCAUUGGUUGAGUCCUAAGAGAGUACUGACCAACUUCGGUUGUCUUUGGGAAUGGCUGCCAGCGAGACAGAGUCUGCCGACGAUAUAUGGGAAAGGAUAUGUUCUGCACUGCCAGCUCAGAUGAUGGACGUGAAUGAAACCAAUUCCCCAGUCAAAGAAUGCUUCCCAGAAUCUUUCUCUGAAAUAUUCAGCCCAAUUCCAGUCACGGAGCCAGACGUAGAUUUGAUGAACAACAAGAAUCAUGCAGAGGGAAUCGAUCCUUGGGCUCCCAUGGCUGAUUCACAGCAAUAUCUGGCAAUGUUGGAAAAUCGCCUGAGGAAAUUGAAGGGUAUGAAUGAAGAGCCAAGUUCAAAAGGGAUGCUAAGAAGCCUGUCACAGGCAAAGAAAGAAUGCUGGGAUCGGUUCCUGCAUGAGCAGUAUAUGUCAGAGAUGUACAGCGAUGGAUAUGAGAUGGACCAGAGUGCCAUGGACUAUUUCAAGCGGUGGGUGCAGCCAGACAGAGUUCCCGUCAACACAGAGGAGGUUCAGUAUCUGAUCAGCCCUGAAGGGCAAUCUGAGAGCCAGGAGAAGCCUGAAGGCGAGAGCUGCUCUUCCUGUGAACAGUAAUGACCAAUGAUGCUGUCUGCCCUUUGAAAGCUGGCUCAGGCCAGAGCUGAGCCGAGCAAUGACCAUCAUCCAAACACAGAAAUGUUGAACUGCUUAAUGUAACAUUGAACACCAGCUGCAAAUGCAAAUAAUGAACCUGAAUUGUCCCAGCAGCUGGAUCUAGUACUUUAAUUUGUCUCACGUGCAUUUUAAAUAGGGGGUCACACCCAGAGUUUCCUCAGGGCCCCUCUGCCCCCACCAGUGUAACUGACAGUAAUCACCUUGACCCACUUCUGUCUGUGGAGCAUGAAAGGCCUGAGAGGAAUCCAGGAGCUUAAAGGGAUUUGCUGCUGCGUGAUGUACCUUAUCCUGAUGACCUAUGUACCCCUCACUGCAUGAGUGCACCUGUAUUGAACAGAAUUACAGGCGAUUCAGAAAGCUUGCAGUUGAGGAGCGUAACAUUGCAUGCCUCACUGAUAAUACAUUCAUUCAACAGCACACAUUCUCCUUCCCCCAUCUCAGUAUUUAAAUAUUGUACAGAGCCCAACAAACACCUUGGCCAUCAAAUGUUGAAUGUUCUUGAGCUUUUCCACUUCAGUUGGAGAGAGUGAAAUGAAUCAUUGUUUAGGUUUCAGGGAUGAAACUCUCCUGUACUCCUUUUCAGUUAUAUUGUUUCCUUUGAGUGGCAGUCCUUGAGACCUGAUUCAUUCCUGAUGUCCCCAGUGACAUUCUGCUUACUUGGAUGUCCCUCCACACUGGACCCGGCUGCAUUGCUCUUGCAGAGGGACCACUGACUUAGCCUGGUUUCUCUGUAUUGGGAAUAUGGCAGCUGCCAAUCCCUUAUGGAUCACCUGUUUCCAGCUGUUUACUCUGGAGGGGUGCUAACCAUUCUGUACUUAAUUCUGUAAGUAUGAAUGUUUUUAUCUCUCUACCAUAUCUCCACUCACUAACCUGUCUCUAUCAAAACACCCCCAUCAAAGUCUUCAGUAGCCUCCACCUUCCUGUGCCCAUCCCUGCCGCUUUUAGUAUAUGCCGAGGGAUUCUGUAACCCUUUGACUCCCACAUGAAAUGCUCUGGGCUGCUGAAUGAUGCUGAGCAGGGCAAAUCAUAGAACAAUGGAAUCAUAGAAUUGUUAUGGCACAGGAGGCCUUUUGGCCCAUUGAGCCCAUGCUAACUCUUUGUGGAGCAAUCCAGUUAAUCCCAAUUCACUACUCUUUCCCAUAGCCUUAUUUCUCCUAUCCUGUUCCCUUUAGAAAGCCCCGAUAGACUUUUUCUCCACUGUUCUGCAGCCAGUGUCUUCUAAAUCAUUGCCUCUGUUGGUGUAAAAACAAUCUCACAUUCAGUCCAUGCCUUUGUGCCCAUCCUUUUAAAAUCUGUGCCUCUGGUCCUUGAGUGACACAUAUAGAAAUAAUACCCUAUUUAAACCUUUCCCUGAAGCAGAUGCAGGGGCAUUGUCAGGCCCCUGUCCCAACCACAUCUAAUUCAGAGGUUAAUAUCUGGAUGUUAAACCUUUGCUCAGUGAAUGUGUUACAAAUGCCACUGAGCUGGACAGUGCUUUUCAGCUAAAGCGGUUUACAGCACAGAAGGAGACCGCUCAGUCUGUGUUUACUACAUCCUUUGGCUUACAUUCCCUGCUUUCUCUCUAACAGCACCAUAAAUCUGUGGUUUGUUAUUUAACCUGGUGCUAAAGUACUAUUAUAACAUGUGAUUUUUAUUUUAAAGGGGAAAGGAUAUAUUUAAAGGAGACAAUUUUCAUCUAGCACCUGUUAGACCAAGCUAUGAAAUGUAUUGAGUAGUUCCAUUUCUGCUGAGACUAGUGAUGAAACUGCCCCCACACAGAUUCGUGCUUUGCUAGUAAUGAAGCUGGAGCACAGUUAGACCCUGUGUAAUGAAAGAGUGGGCUGCCCUGCUCCACCUGACAGGUAUGUAAGGUUUGGACAAAAGCAAAAUAUGCAGGACAUAUAAAAUCAGUGGGAAUAUUCAGCAGGUUAGCUAGUAUCUGAUGUGAGGGAAAUAAGAGUUAAAGUGAGAGAAUUAACAGUAGAUUGGGAAAGAACAGAUGAUUAACUGACAGAUGAUUCAUUACACAGGUCAAUGUGCUGAUAACUGUCCCCAUUGAGCCAUUUUGACCCAUCCCACCACAGAUUGUCCUACAUAUCCCUCCCUGAUCUCUUCUGCUGAAAACCAACUUGCAUCUCCCUCUUUCCCAGUUCUGAUGAAGGGUCACAGCCCCAAAAAUGAUGACUGUUUUCCUUUACACAGUUGUGGUCUAACUUGCUGAGUUUUGCCAGCAUGUUCUCUUUUGUUUCAGGUUUCCGGCAUCUGCAGUUGUUUUGAUUUUGAUUAAUUCUUUUUCCCCAGCUGUUUGGUAUCAACCUCGUGAAUUGUUUUUGAACUUCUCUGGUGCCUCUACAUCCUUUUCAUUAAUAGAGAGACCAAGGCUCCAGGGUAAUAACUUCUCCCCCUUUGAAAUGUCCCUCUAAAACUAUACACCAGUAUUAAUGAUUUCAUUAAGAUUGUAGCUAUAUUUAAUGAGUUGUGAAUUAAUUGCUUGUCUCUACAAUGUAUUUUUGGAAAAAAGAAACGGAUGAUGUCUCCUAUUAGAUGACUGGGAACCAUAUUCAAAGUGUGAGCCUUCAGGAUAGUGAGAAAUUGAUGGAGGUUAGAUACAGUAAACGAGGAAGAAGUGAGACAGGCUAAAACUGCAUUGAUUCACCCCACCUGCAGGUGUCAUCAUACUCCAUGGAAUUGAAGGAAGCCUCGCGUUCCACAUACAGAUUCAUUAAAAAUAGUAAGGUUAGUAAACAUGCAAACCUAGCACUGGGGUUCAUUUCUAUGGAAUGCCAUUCAAAAGCAGAGAAAUUGUCACAUUUAUCUAGGGUUUUGGUCUCCAUGUUUAUGAAUAAAGACUAUGGAGACGUCAAGGAAGGCGCAAAAACGAUUUUCAAGGAUAGCCCCAGAAUUGAAAAAUACAUUUGUAAAGAAAGACUGAACAGGCUGGAAUCCCUUACUCUAGAAAACGAAAGGCUGAGGGGUGACCAGGUAGAGGUUGUUCAAAAUUAUGCAAUGGUUUGAUGGAUUUGAUGUUUCCACUUCUGGGGUGUCUAGGUCCAGGGGAUAUAAAUACAUCAAAGAAUUUUCAGUGGGUCAGACUGGAGAGGCUGAGGUGGUUGUUUUUGGAGCAUUGAGAGGAGGUUUGAUGGAGGUGUGCAAAAUCAUGACUGAUUUAGGUUGGGUAAGGAGGGGGUUACACUAUUAUGUUAGCUAAUGGUCCAAGGACCAGCCUUUGUAAACAUAACAUUUUGACAAAAGGUAAAAGGGAGACAUGGGUAAAAUCAUAUUUACCCGGAUAUGAUCUAGAACUCAAUGCUUGUGGGGAAUGGUGGAGACACCAUCAGUCAGGGCUUUCAGAGGAGAAUUGGAUAGCAUAUGAGAAUAAUUUGCAGGACUGUGGGGAAAGCAGUUUGACACAUUGAGAUCUGUUGCAUGGAUCCUUCCUCUCAGUCAAUAUAGAUAUCUCAUUCAGAAGCUGUGCAAAAGAUGCUAUUAUUGGCUUGUUAUAAGAUAUCUUUAUUAGUAACAUGUACAUCGAAACACACAGUGAAAUGCAUCUGUUGCAUAGGGUUCUGGGGGCAGCCCACAAGUGUCACCACGCUUCCGGUGCCAACAUAGCAUGCCUACAACUUCCUAACCCCUACGUCUCUUGGAAUGUGGGAGGAAACCGGAGCACCCGGAGGAAACCCAUGCAGACACGGGGAGAACGUACAAACUCCUUACAGACAGUGGCUGGAAUUGAACUCAGGUCGCUGGCGCUGUUCUAUAAUGAGAUUGGACCCUCAACAGAAACUCCUGCACUUUCCACACCACCACUGGACUCAUUAACAGUAACAGGUUUGUCCUCAUCACAACUUACAGCCACGUCCUCCUCAUCAGUAUUCCCACCUUUAUUAAGAAUCCUAUCUUCUAAUGUUGCAUGUCUUGUCGCAAAGACAACUGUGUGUCAUCUACCUAAGAUUUGUGCAUUAGCUUUAAGUGUCAAAGUUUUCAUAGCCUUUCUCCUUCUUCCUCAGACCAAGUAGAUAUGGGUUGAUCUCUAUUACCAACUAUGAUAGUGUCACCACCGGAACUAUUUAAUAAAUUCCACCUGAAGCUUUCUGACUGAUUUUUGUUGAAGAAUCCACACCACACUGAACAGUAGAAAGAUCCAGCUCUUUCCUGUCCAAUAAUAACCUCAUUCUGCUUAACCGUGUCAACCCUACCCCUUGCAUAAUCUCACACAAUAACAUGAUGUUUAUUGAUCUUAUCACAUCUCGAACACAACCUUAAUCAGAACAUCAGGAUGUUUUCUUUCAUAAUGUUUAUAAAAUGGUCUGAAUGCUAUGAACUCAAUACACAGUUCACAACUAGUGGGGUAUCGAUGGGCUGAAUGGCCUAAUUCUGCUCUUAUAUCUUAUGGUGUUACAACAACUUCUGUUAUAAUAUUUAUAUGAGAGCCAUUGUGGAAGGUGGACUCAAGCCUCUCACAACAUAAAACAGAUUUCUUAAAAUUAACAUCUCAGUCUUUAAAAUCAUCCAUUAAAGCUAUCCUUGGGCUAGUUAAAAUGUUAAACGCAGUUUUAAAGUAUAUCCUCACUCUGCCUGGGUUAUCCUUUUUAUUCAAUCCUUCUCACUCUCCUUGUCCUCAACACCCAUGUUAUGCAGGUACCAGAGUAACCCAAAGAGCUAAAAUCCUCUCAGCUACAAUAAAUAGUUUGUAUUGAUGAUAUGAUGGCCAGCCUAGCUGGGUUUAAGAAGGACUGUCCACAGUAAGUGCAUUUAUCACCUGGGGUCCCUGUGAAGACCUCACCAGGGGAGGUAUUCUUUCUCCAGGACCUAUACCAUCCAGAUCUCAGUGCCCCACUUGAGAUUGCUUGCCAGCAGUGUCCUUAAUGUUAGGCUAUACAAUGCACUGUACCCAACAAACUACUAGCAAGCCCACUUAGCUGGCAAAGCCAUUUGCCUUGGAGGAACCAGAUGGAGAUGGGACUAUGUGAUUAUGAAGUACAGUUCACCAUUCCUCACUAACAAUAUUCUGCUGGGUGGAUGAUGCACACCUGCCAAUUCACCAAUUCCUUUCCUCGGAGGAAUAGGACUGGCGCAGUUUGUUCUGCCAGAAGCUAGUAUGGACAAUGGACUGAAUAGCCUCUUGUGCCAUAACAAUUGCAUGAUUCUAUAAUAAAUCCAGUGGGCAAUUCAGAAGAAACAUAUUUACCCAGGCUGAUU
Molecule: messenger RNA, 5999 nt
Organism: Pristis pectinata (smalltooth sawfish)
Lineage: Eukaryota; Metazoa; Chordata; Chondrichthyes; Rhinopristiformes; Pristidae
Gene: ccdc32
Product: coiled-coil domain containing 32
Exons: 4
Coding region: 204-758 (184 amino acids)
Biological process (GO): cilium organization
Source: RefSeq, a predicted model, not a curated record